GUCUACCCACGCGUAUCCACCGACCUUUCUCAUCGCACUCCAAUUCGCUCCUCACCCCGCCGUGAGCCGUUAGUGCCACCGACCCGCUCCACUCCCCGCCGCAGCCGCCUCCUCUACCUCUAGCUGCUCGCUGAUGGCGAGACCGGCGGCGAAGGCGCGGCCGACGAAGCACCUGGUGGCGCUCGCCGUCGUCGUCAUCCUCGGCCUCGUCCUCGUCGCCGACUUCCUCUGGGCCUCCUCCUCCUCAUCCCCCGCUAUCUGGUCCUCCAGACUCAUCCUCCGCACCAGCCCCACCGCGCCGGCGCUGCCCGCCGCGAAGAAGAAAAUGAAUGACAAGAAAUCUGUAGGUUCCAUGGACAUCAAUGCAACAUUUGCAGAUUUGCCGGCACCAGAAUUAAAAUGGGAAGAGAUGUCUGAAGCACCUGUUGCACGUUUGGAUGGUGCUGCUAUACAGAUUAAGAAUCUCUUAUAUGUAUUUGCUGGAUAUGGCACCAUUAACUAUGUGCAUUCUCACGUGGAUGUUUACAAUUUCUCGGAUAACACAUGGGGAGGAAGGUUUGAUAUGCCAAAAGACAUGGCACAUUCUCAUCUGGGGAUGGUUACAGAUGGAAGAUUUAUCUAUGCUGUAACUGGACAGUAUGGUCCGCAAUGUAGGGGACCUACAGCUCGAAAUUUUGUAUUGGAUACAGAAACAAAAGAAUGGCAUGAUUUGCCUCCAUUGCCAGUUCCUAGAUAUGCUCCAGCAACACAACUUUGGAGAGGCAGACUUCAUGUGAUGGGUGGCAGCAAGGAGGAUAGGCAUGAACCUGGGCUUGAACAUUGGAGUCUUGCAGUAAAGGAUGGGCAAGCAUUGGAGAAAGAGUGGAGGAGCGAGAUACCAAUACCACGUGGCGGUCCUCAUAGGGCUUGUGUUGUUGCUAAUGAUAAGCUCCUUGUUAUCGGUGGUCAAGAAGGUGAUUUCAUGGCCAAACCUGGAUCCCCUAUAUUUAAAUGUGUCAGAAGAAGUGAGGUUGUGUAUAGCAACGUUUACAUGCUUGACGAUGAAAUGGCAUGGAAGGAACUUCCAUCUAUGCCAAAACCAGAUUCACAUAUAGAAUUUGCUUGGGUGAAUGUCAAUAAUUCUCUGAUUAUUGCUGGAGGAAGCACAGAAAAGCACCCAAUAACUAAAAAGAUGGUCAUGGUUGGUGAAGUAUUUCGGUUCAAUUUGGAGACGCUGGAAUGGACUGUGAUUGGGCGGUUACCUUUCCGAAUCAAGACCACGUUGUUAGGGUACUGGGAUGGCUGGCUGUAUUUCACUUCUGGGCAACGAGACAAAGGUCCAAAAGACCCAUCUCCUAAAAAGGUUGUCGGGUGCACGUGGAGAACUAAGCUGCCCCUGUGAUUUUUAAAGAAAAACUGAUAUGACUAAUCCAUUCUUUUUGCAAUUUUUGGGUAGAUUAACUGUUUCAUUCCCCUUGGUGGGCAAGUUGUUUAUUAUCAAUACGGGAAUUUGCUGGCUUUGUGCAUAGUCACAUCAUGCCACAUGUCUGUUGUAUGCCUUUUGUUUUGGUUAUAUCAUAGAAUCACCCACUUUUGCUCCAUUUUGUACAUAGAGAAUUGAUCGGCUAUGUAGUGAUUAUCGCAAUCCUGUAAGUUGCAGCAUAUGCAUUUAUUUUGUCAUUCUUUGUGCUCGUACCGACGUUUAUGGUGGUACACAGCAAGCCACGGUAGUUGUAUAAUCCAUUGGGCAUCUUCUGUACUGAACACCAACUUCAACUUGAGUUAUUCUUAUGUGUUGACUUCCACUCAAA
This is a messenger RNA of Phragmites australis (common reed), 1790 nucleotides long. Its product is annotated as kelch repeat-containing protein At3g27220-like. Gene Ontology annotation, molecular function: protein binding. The transcript has 7 exons. The coding region runs from base 134 to 1381 and encodes 415 amino acids. The record is from RefSeq and is a predicted model, not a curated record. Lineage: Eukaryota; Viridiplantae; Streptophyta; Magnoliopsida; Poales; Poaceae.